Molecule: messenger RNA, 5481 nt
Organism: Drosophila subobscura
Lineage: Eukaryota; Metazoa; Arthropoda; Insecta; Diptera; Drosophilidae
Product: nephrin
Exons: 12
Coding region: 481-4194 (1237 amino acids)
Biological process (GO): cell-cell adhesion
Cellular component (GO): cell-cell junction
Molecular function (GO): cell adhesion molecule binding
Source: RefSeq, a predicted model, not a curated record
CCUUUCCAACUUUUGAGUUGAGCGGCAGCUGCCCCGCGUCGUUAAACACAACAAAUAACAAAAAUUGAAAAGUCGAAUUUUCGGAUCUCGGUCUGUGCGGUGUCUCAACGUCUCAUCGUCACAUCAUCGCUACCAACGAAACGGUCGAUCUGGUGCCUAAGAUACUCGUACUUUAGUGCCGUGAAACUAAGUAAAUUUUCCGCGUUUUUUGGAAUUCCUAGCUAGAGUGUGCGCCCAAAAAAAUGUUUCGCCCAAUGCAAGUCAAAGUGCGGCCAAGCCUCGAACUGGCUGAGGCCUGUAAUUAAACAGAAAGAUACGGAUACAUAGCCGAACAGCGAGCAAACAAGUAUCUGCAACUGUAAACAAGUUAAAGACGAAAGCGUCUCAGUGCAAGUGUGUGGUCUGUGUGUGAGUGUUUGUGUGUUGUGCAAUCCCAGAGUCCCACAACAAAUUUCAAGCAACAAUCGAACAACCUACAAGAUGCAGUUUUGGAUAUCUUUGACAUUUGCCGUGCUCUUGGCUACCAUCGACUGCAGCAGCUCCCUAGCAUCAGCAGCAGCAGUUACGGCACCGACUACGGCCGCAUCGCUACCUGCUGUGCAGAAGUUCCGCAUAACGCCACACGAUCUGCAAAUACUCGAGGGCACCGACACCCUACUGCGCUGCGAGGUGUCCGCCCGGGCUGGGAAGGUGCAGUGGACGAAGGAUGGCUUUGCGCUCGGCUUCUCGGCAGUCAUACCCGGCUUUCCACGUUACUCGGUGCUGGUGGAUGCCCAGCACGGCAUCUACAAUUUGCAGGUGAAGAACGCCAGCCUGGAGGACGAUGCAGAGUAUCAGUGCCAGGUGGGACCGGCUGCCGGCAAUCCAGCGAUACGAGCCAAUGCCAAGUUGAGCAUUGUGGCCGCACCCAGUAGCAUUGUGAUCGAGGGCUUUGCCCGUAACGCCAAGGUGGAGGUCGUGGAGCGACAGAAUCUCACGCUGCACUGCAUCGCCGAGAAUGCCAAUCCGGCGGCGGAGAUUGUCUGGUACCAGGGCGAAGUACCCGUCCAAAUGGUUCCCAUUGUCUCUGUGAACCAGACGGCCCCAAAACGAUUUACGACCAGUUCGAUCCUGCACCUGCAGCCGCGCUCCGAUGACGAUUACAAGGAGUACUCCUGCGAGGCGCGUCACAAGGCACUGCCCCCCGAUGUGCCCAUGCGAGCCCAGGUCCAGCUCUCUGUGCUGUAUCCACCCGGUCCGCCAUUCUUUGAGGGCUACAGUCAGGGUGAGAGCCUGCGACGAGGACAGGAAAUGCAAAUCGCUUGCCGCAGCCGCGGCGGUAAUCCUCCCGCACAAUUGGUCUGGUAUCGCAAUGGUGUGGCCAUCAGCUCGCCGCAGCGCACCUCGGGACGUCUGUCGGAGAAUGUGUACAAAUUCACAGCCUCCGCCGAGGACAAUGGGGCGAAUUUGGUGUGCGAGGCAAAGAAUCUGUUGGCCACCUCUCCCCUGCGCGCCGAACUCAAUUUGACUGUUUUGUAUGCACCCAAGGAUGUUUACCUGAGUGGCGCCAACCGAGCCAAGGUCGGCGACUCUGUGCAGUUGGGCUGCGUGACGGCUCCCUCGAAUCCGCCGGCCCGCAUUAGCUGGUCCAUGAACGGCCGCCCCCUGGCCAAUGGCACAUACAAGACGACCAGCAGCUCCGACGGCGGCUGGGUGAGCAGCUCCAACAUCAGCCUGAGCAUCGACUCCCAGAGCCGCACCUUCAUUGCCGUCUGUCACGCCUUGAACACAGAACUCACCCAGAAUGUGGUGGGCUCUCACACCGUGAAUGUUCUAUACCCACCAUCGCCACCCUUGUUGACGGGCUACAACGAUGGCGACAUACUCAUAUCUGGAUCCAUACUGAAACUACAGUGCAGCUCCGCCGGCGGCAAUCCCCCGCCCACUCUGCAGUGGUACAAGAACGACAAACGCGUGAAUGCACCCUCCAAGGUGGUGGACAGCAAGAUAAGCUCCGAACUGUCGCUGCUCGUCAAUGCCUCCGACAACAAUGCCAUCUACAAGUGUGAGGUGCAGAACGCAGCCAUUGACAUACCGCUCUUUGCCACCAAGACAUUGGGUGUGCACUUUCCCCCCGAGACUGUCAAGAUCAGUGUGGCGCCCAAGAACCUCGUGCCCGGCAUUCGUGCGAAACUCAUUUGCGACUCAAGCUCCAGCAAUCCGCCGGCCAAGAUCAGCUGGUGGAAGGAUGGUAUACCCGUCGAGGGUCUCAAUCUGGCCAACAAGCCAGGCCUCUGGGGCGGCUCGGUCUCCACGCUGGAGAUGUAUGUGAACAUCACCCAGGAUCUGGAUGGCAUCAUCUACACGUGUCAGAGCCACAAUGAGGUACUGCAGCGCAGCGUGCACGAGACCAUCAGCUUGGAUAUUCUCUAUCCGCCCAAGUUCGAGCCAUCUCAGACGACCACCUUUGUGGGUGUUGAGGGUGCGCCCUUCCAUGUGGAGCUAGUGGCCAGCGGUAACCCCAUGUCGAUCAGUUAUACCUGGACCAAGGAUGGUCUGCCCAUCACCACCAAUACGCUGAGCGGUCAGCGAUUGAUCUCCGAUGGGCCGCGACUCAACAUCAGUCGACUGAGUCGAAAUGAUGCGGGUGUCUACAUCUGCGAGGCGCUUAAUAGCCAAGGAACCUCUCUGCUGGAGAUCCAAAUAGCCGUGGAAUAUGCCCCCACCAUCAGUUCGGUCAGUGAGGGUCAUAGCUUUAUGGCCGGCCAGCCGGCGGUCUUGGCCUGCCACAUCCAAGCGCGUCCACUGGAUGCCUCGCAUGUGCGCUGGACAAGGGAUGGCUACGACCUCAGCUCUCGCACCACCUCCAGUUUCGAGAACGGCACAGCUCUGCUCCAGAUUGCCAAUGUGGAGCGCAGCGACAUUGGAAACUUCACGUGCAUCGUGGACAACCAGCGGGGACCACCAGCCGCACAGAAUGUGCUCCUGGUAGUGCAAACUGCCCCAGAGAUCGACCAUACGCCCGCCUUUACCCGCUAUGCCGCUCGCCUUGGGGUGAGGGCGCAGCUCAUUUGCCGUGCCCUGGCCUCACCACAGCCCAGUUUCAUUUGGCGGCGACACGGUAAGGAUCUGAAGAUGCAGCGCCGCAACAAGUUCAAGUCCCUGGACCGCCAGGUGGAUGCCCUGAACUACGAGUCGGCCCUGCUAAUUGAGAAUACCUCGGCGGACGACUAUGGACAAUACGAGUGUGUGGUACGCAAUGCCCUGGGACAGGCGAGCAUCACGCUGGAGUUCAGCAAGCCAAGCCGCCCGGACACUCCUCUGCAGCUGAGGGUGGGCAAUGUCUCCGACACGGGUGUGGAGCUGAUGUGGAGUCCGGGCUUUGAUGGCGGCAUGCAGACCUACUAUCGGCUGCGGCUGAAGCAGCAUGGAGAGGACAAGUACAAGUACGUGGACGCCAAGCCGGGCAACCUGAACAUCACGCUGGACGGGCUCAAGCCGGGGGCCACCUACUACUUCUCCGUGAUGGCGGCCAACGAGGCGGGAGGCAGCAAAUUCAUGCCCGACAUCAAGCUCGCCCUCAGCAAAGGUUCCCAGCCCCAUUCGGCGGAGUAUACGGAAAAGGACGAGCUGCCCAAUGUCAUGAUCAUUGGCAUCACGUCGGCGGCGAUGGUUCUGCUGGUUCUCAAUGCCGCACUUGUCGCCUGGUUCGUUAUACGUCGCCAGAACAAGUCCCAGGGCGAGGCGGAACCCAGCAACGACGAUGUCUACUCCAAGGACGACAACCAGUCGGUCUACAAGCUGCCCAUCACUGCAUUGCAGGCGGAUGUACAAAAGAAGGCCGCCGCCUCAACCUAUCUGGUGGAGAAUGUGGACAUUAUACAGUCGACGGCGUAUCCGCCCAAGUACCAGGAGAGUUCCAUGUGCACGCCCCACUAUCCAAUGUGCAAUCCGGACUUUACGCGAACACUGCCCAAUCCGAAGAGGCACAGCCAGCGGAACAGUGCCACUGGCAUGAUUGACGGCAUGCCCAUGCGCUCCAAGGAUGAUCAUAUGCUGAUCUCGAAUGGCCUGUACAUACCUUCGCCAUCGCCGGCCUCCUCGCUGGUGAUCAAGGGCAGCUACAUCUCAUCACCAUCGCCCGCGCCACCAGCCGAUGGCUCCUACUUUAACAUGAGUGACAAAUACAUGUCCUAUCCCCCAGUGACCUACUAGGCUAUGCCGUGCAGAGAGCGUCAAAGACAACAGCAACACUCCAAGCAACCAAACCCAGCCAAAACCCAGCUAGACUGAUUGACAUACAUCAAACACACACAAAUACAUCAAACAUACAUAAUUACAACACACACAGAUCUGAACUUCGUAUGAUAGAAGCAUUUCGUGUUCAUUUGGUUUCGUUUGGUUGUUGGCUGUUGCAGGUUUAAUUGCAUUUUGUAUUGGAUUUUAUUAUUUUUAUUUCUUGUUUAUAAUUAUUACUAUGUAUAUGACGUUGAUUAUUACGGAGCGCAUAAUGGAGGAAUCAUGUUGAAUGUGUUUUGGAAAAAGACAUUUGCAUGCGGCGCUCGAAGGCUGUGAUAAGUACCUGUGCCCAGAGCCCUGGAGACGUUGGCGUUGGCAUAACCAAAGCCACACACAUCUACACAAAACCGAGAGAUACUCAAAGAACACGCAAGCCACACGUCCGCCACAUAACCGACUCGGUGUCCGGGGGCCCCGAACAUCAAUCUUGGGCCCUUGGGUCUAUAGGUUUGGCCAUGGGGCAGGUGCGCCAACCCGCUCUACAAAAAUGCUUGCCCUCCAACUCCCCUUUUAACCGAAAAUACCCCAACCAAAAACACACAAAAACCAACAACCACAACAGCAGCAUUGUUAGAUACAAAAAAACAACAGAACACUCUCAAAAUAUUGAUUUGUAGUAAGUUUUCUCGAUAUUAAGUAGUAGGAAUUACGCAUUUUAGCAUCUAGCAUAAAUAUUAACGAGUCUGCUGAGUCGUGACUCAUUCUCAUUAGCAGUUGUUCAAGUUUAAGCUAUAGGACAUAACCGAUAUCUAUUCACUUACGAACAUACACAUAUAUAAACACAAAUACUUAUACAAAAGGCCCGAUGAGCGUAAACGAUUUUCAACGAAUUCCAGAUUCGAAAUCACCAAAACGAGAACGUAAAUCGAAACUUCAAUUAAGCAACAGAAAAUAAAUCACUUUUUUUAAGCGUGAUUUUUGAUAGACCUAAGACUCGAUAUAUAUCUAUCUACAGAUAAAUAAAUCGAUACAUAUAUAUAUAUAUUUAACUGUAUUUAAAAUAUGUAUACAUUCGUAUUUACACAAUCCAAUCCCACGACUUUCCUUUUAUCAUGCAUGACAAUAAAUUAUAUACAUGAUAACGAAAGAUGAUCCGAGCACGCGUGAGCGCCAAAAAUUAUGCUAAACAAAUCUACGAAUAUAAAAACCGAUAAACAUGUUAAUUACCCAUUAGACUUCAAUGAGCAUUUGCAUUUAAAUCGA